AUGGUCAUUGUGGUUACUGUAGUUAUUGGAUUGGUUGUGACUGUGUACAUUUGUCGACGACGAAAGUCAUCGACACUGCAGCAGCUGAUGGAGGUUUCUAGCUUGUCUCGAUCUCGAAGCGUACAUCGUACGUCGUCCAACUACAGACGAUGGGAGUUUCCUAAGGAUAAACUUCGGAUGGGAAAGGAACUUGGUGAAGGCUUCUUUGGAUCUGUCUACAAAGCGCAAGCACUCGGCAUCACUACCCCAAACGUUUGGACAACAGUUGCUGUAAAAAUGGUCAGAGAUGAUGCUGAAUUUGACAGAAUGAGCCAUGCAAGUUUGUGCUAUGAAGCCAAAUUGCUCUCAGACAUGGGAUCGUGUCAGCACGACAAUGUGCUGCGUCUUCUUGGUGUCUGCUCACAGAAUGGUCCGUUGUGGUUGAUUGUGGAGUAUGCUCACUAUGGUAGCCUCAGGUCGUAUCUCCGAUCGAAAAGACUGCCUGUUUCCUCACUUCUUACCACUCAAAGCGACACAUCUGUGGAAAACACAAACAACUCAAUGACGGAAAUCAAAAUGUUUGACUUUGCAUUGCAUAUAGCGAGAGGCAUGGAAUAUCUGUCAAGCAGGAAGAUUCUUCACUGUGAUUUGGCGACUCGCAAUGUGGUCGUGUUUGAAGGCGACGUGUUGAAAAUCUGUGAUUUUGGCAUGGCCAAGGACGUCAGAUAUGUCAACUAUUAUCGAAAAAAGUCGAUGGGAUUUUUGCCAGUCAAAUGGACGGCACCCGAGGCAAUAAUGGACAAACUCUAUACUCAUUCUAGUGAUGUGUGGUCAUAUGGUGUUGUACUCUGGGAGAUAGCGACACUCGGUGGGUCACCAUAUCCGGGAAUUCCCAUAGAGCAGCUCUACUACCUCCUCGUCAACGGACACCGCAUGAGCUGUCCUCCCAACAGUCCUCGCCGUCUCUAUGACGUCAUGCUUCGUUGCUGGGCAGCGGACCCGUCGCAGAGGCCGCAGUUUGCGGAUCUUGUGAGAGAUAUUUGCAGCGUUGUCGACGAAUUAUGCGCUAGUUAUUGAGGGUUCUACUGGGGUUUGCGUUGGCAAUGGCAACGGAGAAGUGCAGUGCACGGAUGCAAGUAGCUGUAAAUAUUUGACGGAAAGAAUGUGCUUUGUAUUUUCUAAACUGUUAAUUACUAUUAGUGCUGCUUGCAGACUUUAAUUAAUUAAAGGAAUUUACAAUGACAU
Molecule: messenger RNA, 1224 nt
Organism: Corticium candelabrum
Lineage: Eukaryota; Metazoa; Porifera; Homoscleromorpha; Homosclerophorida; Plakinidae
Product: fibroblast growth factor receptor 4-like
Exons: 10
Coding region: 1-1056 (351 amino acids)
Biological process (GO): protein phosphorylation; cell surface receptor protein tyrosine kinase signaling pathway; multicellular organism development
Cellular component (GO): plasma membrane; signaling receptor complex
Molecular function (GO): transmembrane receptor protein tyrosine kinase activity; ATP binding
Source: RefSeq, a predicted model, not a curated record